Molecule: messenger RNA, 1202 nt
Organism: Homalodisca vitripennis (glassy-winged sharpshooter)
Lineage: Eukaryota; Metazoa; Arthropoda; Insecta; Hemiptera; Cicadellidae
Product: DNA damage-regulated autophagy modulator protein 2-like
Exons: 6
Coding region: 263-1078 (271 amino acids)
Source: RefSeq, a predicted model, not a curated record
AAUUCAUUUCCGUUACCUGACUUAGUUUUAUAGCCAGAAUACGUUUUCAUUCAUUUGUAAAUUUUAAUCUCACUUUCUUCAAGAGCAGUUAAAAGAUUAUUAAUGGAAUUUCUCUGUUUAAAGUGGUGUCUCAAAAUUGAUAUGUAACUUAUCUGCAAUUAGUUUAGAAAUCAGUUUAGAGAAUACUUCACUUUCUGUGAUUGAUUCCGAAAUAGGGGCCGGUGAUAGUUCAGUGAUUUCUUCAUUGGAGCAAUAUCUAAUCAUGGUGGCCUCUUAUCAGCCGGCUCCACCUGUCAGUCCUGACAGUGUGAUGGCUGUGAGAUCCAAGCCAGCUCACCUCGCCCCGGUUGGCUUCUUCAUCAUAUUUCCAUUGACAUUUAUUACAACAUUUUUGCUAGCCUUGAAAUACAAACAUGUGGCUCUCAUCAUUCCAUACAUCAGUGACACAGGAGACAGACCACCGGAGAGCUGUGUUUUUGCCAUGUUUGUCAGUAUCUGCUCAGUCGUAUUGGGCUUGAGCAUCUUCAUAAGACAUCUCCAGAUUAACCAACAUUUGUCAGAUGAGAAGACUGACAGGAUUCGAGGACUGUGGAACAAUGUUUCUUCAGGGUUUGGAGGAGCUUCUGCUUUUGGAUUGCUGCUCGUAGCUAACUUCCAGGAGGACAAUGACUACCCAGUCCACUACACGGGAGCUGCUAUGUGUAUCUGGGGAGGCUCCAUAUACUUUGUGUUUCAGACUUUUAUUUCCUACCUGAUGAGAGAACACUUGACGUCCGUGUACCUGCUAUAUGGGAGAGUGGUCUUGGCUUCAUUUGCCGUGCUCUUCAACAUGAUAGGCUUGGUGUCAACUGUGGCGGCAAUUCAGCAUGCUCCUCAAGGAAUGCCACAGAAUACAACUGUCUCAGACUGGAGCCCCACUGACUCUUAUUGGUUGGUCCAUGUUUUAAGCGUGACUUCAGAGUGGAGUUUAGCGUUCCUCCUAAGUGUCAUAGUAUUAACAUUUGUACCAGAACUGAAACGGAUGAAAGUUGUCUUUCCAAGAUUAAAAAUUGAAAAUAUAUCUCCAGAAGAUGAAUAACGCUUGUCUAUAAAAAUUGUUAUGAAGGAGAAGAAAAACAGAGAGGAAGUUCAUAUGGAUCUGAGAAUAUACUGUUUAAAAAUACAGAACCUAUUUUUCAUGGUGAUAAAUUAUCUCACUUGCA